AUGGAUCCUAAAAUAUAUCCUUCUUUGAAGGAUUUGCCACUAUAUAAAUUUUACAAAGAAUUGGAUGAUUAUAACAGAACAAAUAAGGUUAGCGACUUAUGUAAAAACAUUAUUGGCAAUCGAUACUUAAAUUCAAGUGAAUACAUUAAGCUGUGUGAGAAACUCUCGAAAAUAUUAUUAUCAAUAGAUUAUAUAAAAUCAAAACAUAAGAAAGAUGCAGAUACAACUUGCUCCUAUUUGAGCUAUUGGUUAUAUGACAAAUUAACGCAAAUUACUUCUGCCUCUAGAGAUAUAGACACCGUUCACUAUGCACUAGGAGAAGUAUAUAGAUCAUCGCAAUUACCGGAACUAUGGUCAGAGUGCUACUACAAGUACUUUAAUAAAUGCACAAAAAGUGAAUUUGAAAUAAUAAAAAAGCUACAUGAUUAUACUGAAGCGUUUAAAGACAUUCAAAGUAUAAUUCACAACAAUGGUGUUGGUACUACACAAAAGGUGAAAGAUUACUGCGCGUUCAUUGCAGACGGAGUUAGGCAAUAUAACCGUAUUAUUCAAGAAUAUGGUGAUUGUGAUAAAUCAAAUUAUUGCCAUGAAUUGAUAGCCUUUAAAGAAAGUUUUGAUAAAAUUGACUUAUCUUCAUUAAAUUGUAAAUGUAAAAUCCCACUGCCUCAACCAGCAGAAAAGGGAGCAGCAAAUUUGGUGCAAUGGUAUAGAUCAAGUGGAUAUUGGUCUCCGGGUGACUCAUAUGAAGAAUGCUCACUUAAAAAUAACUUCCUUUUUGGUAAUUUCUUUGGCUCAAACAAAUUAGGCCGUUUUUGGAUAACAUUAUUGGGAUCAGUUCUCAUCAUAUUAUUUCUCUAUAAGGUUAAUAAAAAAUGCUACUAA
Messenger RNA from Plasmodium cynomolgi strain B, 882 nucleotides. RefSeq lists its product as hypothetical. Bases 1 to 882 code for a protein of 293 amino acids. Lineage: Eukaryota; Apicomplexa; Aconoidasida; Haemosporida; Plasmodiidae. The transcript has 2 exons. The record is from RefSeq and is a predicted model, not a curated record.